This is a messenger RNA of Priceomyces carsonii, 1596 nucleotides long. RefSeq lists its product as uncharacterized. The record is from RefSeq and is a predicted model, not a curated record. Lineage: Eukaryota; Fungi; Ascomycota; Pichiomycetes; Serinales; Debaryomycetaceae. The transcript has a single exon. Bases 1 to 1596 code for a protein of 531 amino acids.
AUGAGAGCUCUAUUUCAACUUAGGGUCCCACUUGAGAAAAGAUUCUUUUCAUCUGGAUUUGUUUUGGGGAAAGAUGAGAAGUCAAAGCAACUCUUGGAGAAAUUAGGUAUGUCGCUACAAAAAGGCAACAUUAAGUCGAAGGAUUCCGACGAACAAGAAGAAACGCAUUCACAUCUAGCAGCGAAAGCUGAUGUAGAUGAAAAGAAUGAGAUCACUAAUACUAAAAAACCUGAGAGUUUUGAUGAAAGAAAGGAAAUGCUUAAUCAAGUUAAGGAUUGUUUCAAUAGCAUUUCACAUAUGACCGUUAACGAUAUUAUGAUACAGAAAAACCUAGAUGAAGGCAUGCAGUUUUCUUUCCCUUCAGAACACUAUUUAGAUAGAAAAAAGCUUAUCGACAGUUUACCGGAUGAGAUAGACAUAUUUAAUACACCGUUGAGCGUGAUUGAACGAACUUACAACGACUUGGCGAAAUUAGAUAACGAUAAGUCCGUGCAUCUCAAGUACUACAAAAGAUAUCUUCAAAAUUAUAAUGAUCCUAUAAACAACUUAAUUCAAGAGUUCAAUGGGAUAUCUGAGAAGUUUAUGUUGUUGAGAAGGAGAGAAAUUGAUAGCUUGUCUCUAGCCACUGGUGCUUAUUUAUACAAAGAAAAUAUGUUUGGGAAUCCAUACAAUGUAAUUGGUUUUGAUAGAAGUAUAAGUGGCUUGCCGUUACGAACAGGUAAACACAAGCUUACAGACAAAUGCUAUCCUCAGGAGUUCAUCGAAGAUUUGCAGAUGUUCCGAACUAAAAUCCCUGUCCACAAGAGAGACUUAGAUUUCAUUGAAUACGAAGAAAACUCAGUCAAUAUUGACCCGUCGAGAAUUGAGAAUAGUAAAGAGAAACCGAGAGACUUUCAGUCAACAUUAAAUUCCAUAUAUCAAGAACUAGAAGUGCCAAAGAAUUCGAUUUUAGUUGAUUCUUUGGCUGACUACAAAAUGUUGACAUUCAAAAGCGACAUAGUAAUACGCAUCGAGAACGAAAUUCUAUUUAUGAAAAGGUCUUUGCAGCAGGAGAUUGAAUUAUUCAUGAAAUCUAAUGGAAAUAGAUUACUAUUAUUUAACCAUCAAGAUUUAAAACACAGCCAGUUCAGAUUGUGUGAAACGAAGCAUCCCGAAAAUGUCAAUUCUUCAUUAAUUAUAGUGAAUUACAAUCUCAAGCCUUUCAAUAUAAUCCCCAAUUAUAGUAUCUUAUUGACUUCAAGGUCUCAAAGAAAGAAACUAGAGAACCAUUUGUUCAAGAUCUUUUUGAUAAAUAUGGAGGAUCAAAUAGAUACUCUUUUUCGGAUCAAGUACUACGAUGAAAAAGAUAUGAAGAAGUUCAUGAAAUCAGUUUCGAGAAAUAUAAGGAGAACGAUUUCUUUUAAAUUGCUCAAGUUUUUCACUCCAUUCAAAGAUGAAGAGUAUCGCAAUUACGAUGCAUUUAUUUACAAGCCUCAGCUAGGGCUUGCAUUUAAGAGACUCUACAGGUUGAGAAGCUGGAAAAUUUCAACUCAAUCAGAGAGACGUAAACCUUUGAACAUGAAUUUAGGAAACUUUGAAGACAUUAGUGAACGAUAG